Messenger RNA from Heterobasidion irregulare TC 32-1, 1122 nucleotides. RefSeq lists its product as uncharacterized. Lineage: Eukaryota; Fungi; Basidiomycota; Agaricomycetes; Russulales; Bondarzewiaceae. The record is from RefSeq and is a predicted model, not a curated record. The coding region runs from base 1 to 1122 and encodes 373 amino acids. The transcript is spliced from 3 exons.
AUGUUCCUCGACUGGCUACUCUGCUGUUUCAAAUCUUGCGUCUCAACCGAAAGAGUGGACGUCGAUUUGGCCACGCCGAUUACCGACCGCAAUCCCAACCCGAUGCCGCUAUCAGCUCCGGCAGGUCCAAGCAAUUCUCAUAGGCCAAACAAGAGUGCGCUGUCCUCUGGAUCUGGGGCAGUUCAACGACCAUCGGGGCGAAGAACACCCGAAAUGAGCAUGGCACCUGGGCAGAGGGUUGUCACAUCUUCGACCAACGUUGUGUCCAGUCACUCAGAACAGGUCCCACAAGGGACCGUGCGUCGCGACGGUGCGAUUCCUCGACCUCCAAUGUCAUCGACGGUUGCAAGCAGAGAUGCACAACGACAAUUCUUACCGUUAAGGACAACAAACGGCGACUCGAAAGAUUUGAGCCGUCCUGGAAGCCAGGUAGAAACGUCUUCGUCACAGCCCACGUCUAGCAUUUCACUCCUUGGACGUGCGAGCGCGGAAACACGGAGCAUCACAAUGUCGACGUCAGCUUCAACUGAGUCUCCCGUUGCGCAGGGAGCGACGACGACGGAGGUCAGAAACAGCACGGGUCGCCUUGUGGAUAGAGAUAGCGAAGACGCGCGCCAGGGCCAUGUGGGUACGGAUUCUCCUAGAUCUGCGAAGCCAGAAACCGAAGAGGCUGCGAUAAGCGGGGACGCCAACCAUGACAUCGAAACACGUUCGAAUGGGCGGGCAGUACAAGACACGCUUGGAAGCCGGCCGACACAAGGACAGAGGCGGGCAUCGUAUGAUGAUCGUGGUACAGGCGCUCAAGACCCAUCAUCGCCAGCCUCCCCAAGCGCGAGGGCAGAGUCUGGGGGAACUGCCACCGUCACUCCGCGCAGUCGGACGCCAGGCCAAGACGAGGAGGUUGUGUUGUUGAAUCGUAUUUCCAGCGUGCAAGCAGAGAUCAGUCAGAUCCGCACAGCCUCUGGUGUCGUCGACGGAGAAGGGUCCGUCACCAGCCCAGAGGUGGUACAACGCAUCGCUUCGAUGGAGUCUAUUUUGGUAAAGAUGCAGGCGCAAUUAGGACAGCUGAACCAGCACUUGGGGAGGGACGUUGAGCCGCCGCCAUACGCCAGAAGCGCAUGA